Petromyzon marinus (sea lamprey) is the source of this 2766-nucleotide messenger RNA. The record is from RefSeq and is a predicted model, not a curated record. NCBI's taxonomy places the organism in Eukaryota, Metazoa, Chordata, Hyperoartia, Petromyzontiformes, Petromyzontidae.
UAAGGGCUAUACGGGGGAUCUUUGUGUGUGUGUGGUUCGUACGAAACCCGUGUCCGUGUGUGUCUGUGUAUUCGUCUGUCCUUGUCCGUGAUAGGUACGUGGGGGUGUUUGUGUGUAUAUGUACAAUCGUAUGUGAUAGGAACGAGCGUGAGUGUUUGUAAGAUGUGUACGCGAGUGUGUUAAGUGCGAACGCGUGUCCACGUGUCGGUGUGUGAGUGUGUGGUGUGGUGCUGGCCACCCACCUCUUCGUCUGCAGUGCCGGCCUAAAUAGGUCUUCGCUAACAGCACUUUCCCCCAAAAGUCUGUUAAGGUUAUACGGGCAAACCUUUGUCUUUGUGUAUCCCACACACGUACGUGCAUGCGCGCGCGAUGAUUGUCUGUCUGCGAGUGCGAUUGUUUCUUUCCGACUUCCUCUCCACAGCUGUUGUGUAGUUUUGCGGUUUUGCUCGCUGCGUAAAUAUCGCGGAGUUUUUACGCCUGAGCAGUGCACGGGGCGUGCGGUGGUGGUGGUGGUGGGUGUGUGUGGGUGUCGGUCGUGCGGCAGUGCGUGACGUGUCGGCGGGGUGGCCCGGUCAGUCGGGAGACGAGCGGUGCUGACAGAGAGACACGGAGAGAGCGAGCGGAGCUGAGCGAACGAGCGGAGCGAACGAGCGAACGCACACGAGGGGCUGGUAGGCUAAGACGACAACUUUUUUUUUGCAGGCGCCAGUCUCACGCACCACGAAGACACACGAAUACACACGGACAUACAUACACACGCGUGCACGACAGACGCACAGGCACACUCUCGGAAGACACGGGGGGGGGGGGGGGAGAUUCCGGUGGAUCACGAAAUCAAAUCAUGAGAACUCUCGAGUCGCAACCACGUUCGCCUGCAAAGGGCCGGCGGUCACCGACGCGAACGCGCGCGGACACGCGGCGCGAGUGACCGGAUUUUUUUUAAAGCAAACGACAAACAAAAACAAACAAAAAAAGUUAAAAGAAAGCAGCAACACUCACAAUAACAACAACAACAACGACACAGCGACCGGGGGGGGGGGAGUUGUGGGUGGGUGCCGGUAAAGGCACAGCUAGAGAGACGAGACGCAAGAGAAGGCGAGAGAGAGACAGAGAGAGAGACACGGGGAGAGAAGAGAGAGCACGGGGCGGAGGAGGGAGCCCUCGUCGCUGGAGCAGCAUGGCUCGGCUGCCCGGAGCGCCGCUUGCCCUCUUCUUCCUGCUCCUCUACCCGACCAACAUCAUCGGCCUGUGGUGGGCCGUGGGCAGCCCUCUCGUCAUGGACCCCAACAGCAUCUGCCGCAAGACGAAGCGACUCGCAGGCAAGCAGGCGGAGCUGUGCGUCACGGCGCCCAACGUCGUCGCCGAGGUGGCGAAGGGGGCCAAGCUGGCGCUCAAGGAAUGCCAGCACCAGUUCCGAUUCCGCCGGUGGAACUGCACCGUCACCAAUAAGUACUUCGGCAAGAUCCUGCAGCAGGCAGACAUUCGCGAGACCGCCUUCGUGUACGCCAUCACGUCCGCGGGGGUCACGCACGCGGUGACGCAGGCGUGCAGCAUGGGCGAGCUUCCGCAGUGCGGCUGCGCAAACACAAGGAGCCGCGCGCCCCCGGGCCCCCCACCGGCCCAGCACGGCCCCCCCCAACCCAACCAUCACGGGGCGCCCCCCACCAACCACCACGGCUCGGAGGGCGAGCGUGACUCCGAGGGCCACCACACGGCGUGGGAGUGGGGGGGCUGCGGGGACGACGUGGAGUUUGGCUACGACAAGUCGCGGCAGUUCAUGGACGCGCGGCGCAAGAAGGACGGCAGCGACAUCAAGACGCUCAUCGACCUCCACAACAACGAGGCCGGCCGCCUGGCGGUGAGCGACUACAUGCGUGUGGAGUGCAAGUGCCACGGCCUUUCGGGCUCGUGCGCCCUCCGCACGUGCUGGAAGAAGAUGCCCCCGUUCCGGGAGGUGGGCGACCGCCUCAAGGAUCGCUUCGACGGCGCCUUCAAGGUGAUGGGCAGCAACGACGGCAAGACCCUGCUGCCGGUGGGCCACAACAUCAAGCCGCCGGGCAGCCACGACCUCAUCUACUCGGCCGAGUCGCCCGACUUCUGCUCGGCGAACCGCAAGACCGGCUCGCUGGGCACUCGCGGACGGACGUGCAACAGCACGGCGCUCGACAUGAGCGGCUGCGACCUCCUGUGCUGCGGCAGAGGAGCUCGUCAGGAGACCCUCACCUUCCAGGAGAACUGCCAGUGCCGCUUCCAGUGGUGCUGCGUGGUGCACUGCAAGAAGUGCACGGUGCAGAGGGAGCUCAGCAUCUGCCAGUGACGAACGCUGUUGAUGAUUGAUGACCUAGGGGUUGAUGACGGACGGUCGGUCGGCGAUGAUGAUGGUUCUCAUGGUGCAGAGCGCUAAGUGUUUGGCAGUGACGGUGGUGGUGUUGGUGAUGACGAGGAUCGAGAUGAUUGUUGCUGAUAGUGGCAAUGUGGAUGAUGGUUCGCACGGUGAAAUAAGAGCUGAGCAUCUGCCACUGAUGAUGAUGAUGAUGGUGAUGACGGCCGUGAUGGUGACCAUAAUGAGCGUGGUGAUCAUCGUCAUGAUGAUGACGGUGGUGGUGAUUUGCACGAUAGAGGAAGCUCAGCAUCUCCCAGCGACUCCUCUGCUGCUGCUGCUGCUGCUGAUGAUGAUGAUGGUGAUCGAGGCAGUGGUGGUGGUGGUAAUGAUGGCGAUAUAUUUUUUUACGCAUGCACGGUCGACGUGUCCACACACGCACACAA